Amphibalanus amphitrite is the source of this 2174-nucleotide messenger RNA. Its product is annotated as beta-1,4-galactosyltransferase 3-like. The record is from RefSeq and is a predicted model, not a curated record. Gene Ontology annotation, molecular function: glycosyltransferase activity. The transcript has 2 exons. The coding region runs from base 396 to 1394 and encodes 332 amino acids. Gene Ontology annotation, biological process: carbohydrate metabolic process. NCBI's taxonomy places the organism in Eukaryota, Metazoa, Arthropoda, Thecostraca, Balanomorpha, Balanidae.
UUUACUAUUAAAACAUACCGAAGUGCUCCGACACGCGGGAUUAUGCAUGCCCUGAGUGAGUAUCAUUAAGUAUCGGAAGGUGAAAUUAUUAGAGAUGAUGAACCGGGAUCAGACGGUACCGGACACCGUUCGGAAUCAGCUCUGCUGGGUUUGUUCUUUACUGGCCCGGCAGCUUUGUCAGCUGGCUAACUGAUACAGACCGCUGCACUGAGAGGCUGAGUUACAGUCUUUAUCGCUGCGCCGGCCGCCGGUGCUGCCACCUGUCGGUUGGAUGGGAGUGGGCUGGGUGGAGGUGCGGCGGGCAUGGCCAGUCGCCGGUUGCCGUGCUUCGGAGGAGCUCAUGGCGGGAGCGGUGGAACGACGCUGACGUGGCGCUCCUCCCAGGUGGCGGUUGCAUGCCACCAUCCCCGGCGAUGGUUACUGCAGCCUGCCACCGCUGCUGGUGGCGGGCGCGGGCGUGGCUGGCGCGCCAGCCGCCGGAGCUGCUCGUGCUGCGCCUGCUGCUGCUGGUGCUGACCGUCAGCUGCAUCCCGACCCGGUUCCCGAGCCUCUACUACGAGUACAUUCCUGCUGAGCGUCUGACGGCGGAGCUGCUGCCGCCGCCCCGGCCGGCGGACGGCCAGCCGCCGCUCUGCGCGCCGCCCUCGCCGCUGCCGGCAGAGUUCCCGGUGGAUCAGAGCCCGGCCACGGACAGUGAGGUAGCGGCAUUGGCAGUCGGAGCGCCCGUCAACUGCACGCCGCACCACCGCGUAGCCGUGGUAGUGCCGUACAGGGCGCGCGCCGACCAGCUGCGCAUCUUUCUGCGACACAUGCACCCGUUCCUGCGCGCUCAGCGGCUCGACUACUCCAUCUACGUGGUGGAGCAGACGUUCCGUUUUCCGUUUAACCGCGGCAAAUUGCUCAACAUCGGCGUGGCCGAGGCGGUGGCCGCGUCCGGCGUCGACUGUGUGGUGCUUCACGAUGUGGAUCUGCUCCCGGAGAACCUGGGCAACGUGUACGCGUGCGGCGCGCGGCCGCGCCACCUGUCCGUGCUGGUCAGCAGCCUGCGCUACCAGCUCCCCUACUCGAUGCUGGCCGGCGGCGUGCUGGCCAUCACCGUCGAGGCGUUCCGGAAGGCGAACGGCUUCUCGAACCUCUACUUUGGCUGGGGCGCCGAGGACGACGACCUCGCUGAGCGGCUGGUGGUGGCCGAGCUGCGUCUGACGCGGCCCGACCCGCGCGUCAGCCGCUACACCAUGCUGGAGCACCGGCACGAGACGCCCAGCGAGGACCGCAUACACCUGCUGCGCGAGGCACGGCAGCGCGCAGCGCUGGACGGCCUCAACAGUCUGCGGUACACGGUGCUGGCCCGGGAGGACAGGCGCACGCACCACUGGAUUCGCGUCGAAGUUUGAUCGCACGUCUUUCGGGAGGGGGACGGACAGGUGCACCACGCGGGGUGUUCUCACUCAGUAAAAUGACUUCGAUAUGAAUGAGUUUUAUAUUAGGCGUGCUGCUACGUUGUCACGAAUAACACGUGAUAUGCCCUGUCUAGGUGAAGGGAUUUGAAGCUUGGCGAGGCUUCAGGAUAACCAGCUUACGGAUUGUGAAGAGCUUAGCUCCUGUGCACUGUCAUUUGUUAUGUUGAAUUGAGUCAAUGUAGGUAGGUACCUUAUACCUGCGAGUAGGGUGGCCCAGCAACGUGUUUUUCACCUGCAGGAGAGUUAUAUGCUAUUGUGAUACAUGGCGUGGAGCUUGUGCCUUAACCUUUAGAUGAUAUCACGCAACAGUGAGCUUUCGGUGAACUGCCUCACCUAUGAGGGAUGUUUGAGAGGCCCUUAUGAGUGACCUCGAACCCCUUGAGUCGUACAAAGAACCGUACAAACUGUGCUCCUCUGCAGCUCAGUCAGAGACAGUAUGGAUAGGCAUUUGUGAUCCGACACGUGUGUGAAUUGUUAGUCAUUUUAAGGAGUUUGUCACCACUCACCAGCCUUUUAUUGUAUACCUUCAGCCGAGAGUGACCGUUUACUGAGGGUUGCAUCUUAGGUUCUGGGUAGUCUCGGCUGAGGCCUGAGCGCCAGGCUUCACUGACUAACUCUCAAAUCACCCGCAAGUGCAAACAUGAGUGCAUCUUGAAUAUAGGAUCGCCAAGCGACUCCGAAAUAAACGGAGCCCAGCGGCUGUUAUCAACCAAG